Messenger RNA from Huiozyma naganishii CBS 8797, 711 nucleotides. RefSeq names its product ESCRT-II subunit protein SNF8 (gene SNF8). Gene Ontology annotation, cellular component: ESCRT II complex. Bases 1 to 711 code for a protein of 236 amino acids. The record is from RefSeq and is a predicted model, not a curated record. The transcript has a single exon. NCBI's taxonomy places the organism in Eukaryota, Fungi, Ascomycota, Saccharomycetes, Saccharomycetales, Saccharomycetaceae. Gene Ontology annotation, biological process: protein transport to vacuole involved in ubiquitin-dependent protein catabolic process via the multivesicular body sorting pathway.
AUGAAGAAAUUCGGAGUAGCUGCAUUUGAACAAAAUGACUCCUCGUACGAUGACACGUUAAUACAGUUUAAUAAGCAAUCGGGAGAACUGAAAGAACAAUUGAAAGUGUUUCAAGAUAAGUUGACUGAAUUUGCACAGGUUCAUAAUGAUGAAUUGAAAUCCAAUCCCGAGUUUCGUUCCAAGUUCAUGCGCAUGUGCAAUACCAUUGGUAUCGACCCCUUGUCCAUAUUUAUCAAUAAGGAUAAACAUCUGUUUACUGUUAACGAUUUCAUUUAUGAAUUAUCCAUCAAAAUUAUUCAGAUUUGUAGGGAGACAAAGGACAUAAAUGGGGGGUUGAUCUCGUAUAAAGAGCUGUUGACUACUUUCUUUGGCCAUUUGAAGGUGACCGAAGAGGAUCUGGAUGAAGCUGUUAGUAUUCUAAGCGUUUUGGAUGGCGGUUUUGAGACUAUAAAGAUUAGAAAUGACAAAAUUUUGAGGAGCAUCCCUAAUGAACUUACCACUGACCAAACACAAAUUUUAGAAAUAUGUUCGAUAUUGGGCUACGCGUCAGUGUCACUCUUAAAAGCCAAUCUUUCCUGGACUACUGUGAGAAGUAAAUCAGUGCUGAGCGAGAUGGUAACUACAGGGCUCCUCUGGAUUGAUGACCAAACAAAUAGCAACGAACUUUUUUACUGGGAUCCAUCAUGGAUAACAAAAGCGAUAAAUCAGUAA